GGAAUCCGCUGCUUCCCAUUCCAGGCGCAGGGGCACAAUAUGGCGGAUUAGGAGGCGAGCUACGCGCCCGGAUACAACGAACAAAUCGUGGGAUACCGAUUCCCCGUGUCGCGGAGAAGGCAGGAAUAUAGGCUUUUUGGAAAGCUCACGCACAACUUUUAAGACUUCCCGAGACAUGCAUUUCAGAUACCAGUGAGCGCCUUCGUUGCUUUGCCCCACUCCAAAUUGGCUGUCUGUCCGAGAUCAUUCCUAUCACCCAGGCCCCCCACCCCGAACACACUCUUGGUUCCUGGGGUGUGGAGACAGGGGCCGGGGAAGAGGAAAACAAUCGCACUUUAUCUGGAACACCAGGCUCCGUGGCGCGGGACAGGGCUGUCAAGGAGAUCAUUGUGCGAAUGAGUGAGUGAUGCAGGUUUCGUUUCUACAGGGCAGUAUGGGUGUGUAUCCUCUGCUCCUGCUACUCCAUGUGGCCUAUGUGGCCCUCAGCACGGCCCAGAUACUCCCUGACCCUUCAGGUGCAGUCGUGACCGCCAAACCUACACAACCCCCUCCCACAUCUAUCUCUAUAGUCACCCAGGCACCCCCAUCAUCCACCCCAUCUUCAGCACCGUCCCCUGAACUUGUUGCAACAACAGCACUCAAUGACUCUGCAGGCGUGGUGACCCCAGAGGUUCCUGCCCCUCCAGCUGUCUCUACCAAGGCACCAGCCACCCCCUCAACCCCAUCUGCUGCACCACCGUCCCUCACCACCACUGGAGUUUUGGCUACAACAGAGCCCCCUACACCUGAUCUGACACCCACUCAAUCCACGUCAGAGCCUGAGACGGGCACCCCGUCUGCCCCUGCAGAGACCACCACAGCUGACAUCACCAAGCCUCCAGAUGAUGGUGGGCAAGAUGACACGGCUAUAAUGGCAGUGAUGGUCGCCCUGUCCUCUCUGCUGGUCAUCGUCUUCAUCAUCAUCAUCCUGUAUAUGCUCAGGUUUAAGAAGUACAAGCAGGCAGGGAGCCACUCCAAUUCCUUCCGCCUCACCAACGGCAGAGCUGACGACACAGAACUUCAGAGUGUGCCGCUAUUGGCCCGCUCUCCUAGUACCAACAGGAAGUACCCGCCCCUUCAUGUCGACAAGCUGGAGGAGGAAAUGAACCGGCGAAUGGCCGAUGACAAUAAACUCUUCCGGGAAGAAUUCAACUCGUUGCCUGUAUGUCCCAUUCAGGCCUCAUGUGACGCUGCCUCGAAGGAGGAGAAUAAAGAGAAGAACAGAUAUGUCAACAUCCUGCCCUAUGAUCAUUCUAGGGUGCAUUUGACUUCUCUGGAGGGAGUUCCUGACUCCGACUACAUCAACGCUUCCUACAUAAACGGAUACCAGGAGAAAAACAAAUUUAUUGCGGCACAAGGACCAAAAGAGGAAACGGUCAAUGACUUCUGGAGGAUGAUCUGGGAACAGAACACUGCCACCAUCGUAAUGGUAACCAAUCUGAAAGAAAGGAAAGAGUGUAAAUGCGCUCAGUACUGGCCUGACCAGGGAUGCUGGACCUAUGGAAAUAUCCGCGUGUCGGUGGAGGACAUGAUGGUUCUGGUUGACUAUACCAUCCGCAAGUUCUGCAUUCAGCAGGUGGGUGAUGUGUCUGGUAAGAAGCCUCAGAGGCUGGUCACACAGUUUCACUUCACCAGCUGGCCUGAUUUCGGGGUUCCCUUCACUCCCAUUGGCAUGCUGAAGUUCCUUAAGAAGGUCAAGAACUGCAACCCACAGUAUGCUGGACCCAUAGUGGUUCACUGCAGUGCUGGUGUUGGCAGGACAGGGACCUUCAUUGUGAUAGAUGCUAUGCUGGACAUGAUGGGGGCAGAGAGAAAGGUUGACGUCUUCGGAUUUGUCACACGGAUCAGAGCCCAGCGCUGUCAGAUGGUCCAGACUGAUAUGCAGUAUGUGUUUAUUUUCCAAGCUUUGCUAGAGCACUACCUGUACGGAGACACAGAGUUAGAAGUGACGUCUCUGGAGUCACACCUGAAUAAGCUGUACGCUCCUUUACCUGGAGCCGGCUGUGGAGGAAUGGAGGCAGAGUUCAAGAAACUUACCUCCAUUAAAAUCCAGAACGACAAGAUGAGAACGGGGAACUUGCCUGCCAACAUGAAGAAAAACCGUGUUUUGCAAAUCAUUCCAUAUGAGUUUAACAGAGUGAUCAUCCCUGUAAAACGAGGGGAGGAGAACACCGACUACAUUAACGCCUCUUUUAUAGAUGGUUAUAGGCAAAAGGACUCGUACAUGGCAUGUCAGGGGCCGCUGCAGCACACUAUUGAAGACUUCUGGAGGAUGAUCUGGGAGUGGAGAAGCUGCUCUAUCGUUAUGCUGACCGAGCUGGAGGAGAGAGGACAGGAGAAGUGCGCUCAGUAUUGGGCUAGUGACGGUGUGAUGGUUUGUGGAGACAUGUCCAUCGAGUUGAAGAGGGAGGAGGAAAGUGAAAGCUACACUGUCAGAGACCUUCUCGUUACCAAUAACAGAGAAAAUAAGGCUCGCGCUGUGAGGCAGUUUCAUUUCCAUGGCUGGCCAGAGGUGGGCAUCCCGUCUGAUGGGAAGGGUAUGAUCAACAUCAUCGCUGCAGUUCAGAAACAGCAGCAGCAGUCUGGAAACCACCCAAUCACUGUGCACUGCAGUGCCGGAGCGGGGCGCACAGGGACGUUCUGUGCUCUGAGCACGGUCCUGGAGCGGGUGAAGGCAGAGGGCAUUCUGGACGUUUUUCAGACGGUGAAGAGCCUAAGACUACAGAGACCGCACAUGGUGCAGACACUGGAGCAGUACGAGUUCUGCUACAAAGUGGUCCAGGAAUACAUUGAUGCCUUCUCUGACUACGCCAACUUCAAGUAAAGCCACACCCACCCGCAGAAGAUCGGACAGACUUUCCCAGACACGCACCCACACUUUCACAAAAACACCGCUGAACGAGACGGACUGCCAGCGCAAAGCAAAAGGGAAUAAAAAACUUUUGGCCGCUAGGAGCGAGAACACGUCGGUGCUGAAGAUGGAAAGAAAACAAACAAAGAAAACACCAUUAGAGAUGCCUUCUUGAAUAUUUUGUAAUAUUGCUCUUGUUUAUAAGGCCCUUACCCAUUUCUCUCAGUGUAAAUAUGCUCUUGUAUUUUUGUUUUGUUUUGUUUAAUUUGUUUGGUUUUAGAAGCCAUUCUGUUACGGUUUUUAGAGUGACCUUAAUAUAGUUAACUGGUAUAUAAAUGCAUACGUGAAUUGCGCUAUAGAGACAGAGCAGUAGCAAGAAAAGGGUGCUUUUUACUGGGUGUUUUAACAACAACUUCCUUUUUUCUCUGCAGUUGAGUGACUGAAACUAUUUGAAUGGCAGCUCAAUACCACUAUGUUGUUGCCUGUAGCUACAUAACGCGGCAAAAUCAACCAACCGUGGUGCAUCAGCGACUGUAAACACGCGCCCUCGCAGAAAACACUUCACUGUGCUUUUUGAUUGUGUUUACUGGAGUGACAGAUAUAAUUUUUGAAUCCAUUUUUUAAACAGGGACCGGUUUUUGGGCCGUGACUAAGGUCUCGCUUAGAUCUGAAGAUGUUAAGUGUGUCUUUGUGUUGUCCGUUGUGUUACAGUGUGCCGACUUUGUCCGAACUAGACAAUGGUAGGACAAACAGGAGAGUGUUAAGACCAGAGAAAUUCCACUUAAUUCCACUUAAGUUUCAUUCCAUGCCCAAACAUCUUUUCUUUUCAAGAUCGCUCUAAAAGCACCUUCUGUAGUUGUGAUUAUAAUCAAAGAAUUUAUGUAUUUACUCGCUCAGAUGUCUAAUAAUUGGCCUUAACAACUGUGCUUAUCUUCAUUUGAUGAUCCCACCGGUUUCUCUAGUUGCAAGGUACUGGUGCAAAGUUGAUCUAGAAAGUUCUAGUAGAAAUGACAUAUGAUCCCCUGAUCAUCUGUUCCUGCCCCUGUAAAGGACUUCAUGGUGCCGAAGGCAACGAGCCCUUUCCAGCUCCACUGAGCCAGUUUAUAUGACGCUUCAGUCCUAGCAUAAAGACCAGGUAGAUGGUUAAAAUGAGGACAUGUAUUAUCAUUUUAUAUUAUCACCCCUCUGUCAUUCAGAUAACCAGGUUCUUGAAACUGUUAUUAUUUCAGAUCCAUGAUAUUCCGAAUGAUGAAUUGCAGAUUUCUAUUACAGCUUGCUGUGGGCUUCAUCUUAAGGUAUUCCAUAAAACGCUGACGGAUUUGCUUGAGUAUUGUGUAAGUCGACUAACUCUUUCCACAUGAGACACCGUGCCAAUAGCAGCCUCUCGGGGGCAGGAUCCUUUUUCAGAGGUGGGAAAGUGCCUCAUCGCGUUCCUGUAGCUUCAAGCAUAUUCCCACCCGCUCUUUUGUAGCCCAUGUUCUCCCGAUCCGCUGGGACACUGUGGCCUGUACGGCGUAUGAUAAUCUGUAAUGGAACCCAAACGGUUGCUUUUCUGCAUUUUUGGUGUGUUUUCACACUGUUUUUUUCCUUUUUUGCUUACAUGCCAUAUAAAACCAUCCUGAAGGAAGCACCAGACUUCAGGACAAGUCCCUCAAAACCCAAGCUCUUAAUGUACGCAGAGCAAUCAAGAAGGGAAGCCACGUAUCUGGGGGCUCACUUCAUUCUUCAGUUGAAUGUGACAUUGAAACGGCUUGCUUGGAUAAGCGAAAGGACAAAGACUGAAAAAUAAAAGAUUCUGCUAUCCAGAAAGAAAACAUGAAAUUUUGGAUCUGAAACCUCUCUCUUUGAUUGGAUUGUUCCUAAAUUUCAAACUACAGCCUGUUUUAUGUUUCAGAAAUCCUAAUAAUGUUACCCUUUCUGAUUUUUCUUCUUGUACAUAAUGUAAGGAUAUUUAUAUUUCAUUCUUAUCUGUUGCUUUGCUUUUAUUUUAUUUGUAUCUUUAUCUUUUUUUAAGAUACUUGUAUAUUAAA
Messenger RNA from Carassius auratus (goldfish), 4920 nucleotides. RefSeq names its product receptor-type tyrosine-protein phosphatase alpha-like. Bases 407 to 2863 code for a protein of 818 amino acids. Lineage: Eukaryota; Metazoa; Chordata; Actinopteri; Cypriniformes; Cyprinidae. Gene Ontology annotation, biological process: protein dephosphorylation. The record is from RefSeq and is a predicted model, not a curated record. The transcript has 23 exons. Gene Ontology annotation, molecular function: protein tyrosine phosphatase activity.